Messenger RNA from Peniophora sp. CBMAI 1063, 3225 nucleotides. The record is from the annotation of a GenBank genome assembly. Lineage: Eukaryota; Fungi; Basidiomycota; Agaricomycetes; Russulales; Peniophoraceae.
AUGCCCACCCGCCCUGCUCGUGACAUCUUCCCUGAUCAGGAAGCUCAUCAGAUUCUUAUUGAGAGAAGUCUCAAUGUUCGUCACUAUCUGUAUCUUCAAGGCCAGCUAGAGACAUAUGCUCGCCUGGAGGACCAUGAGAGGAAGGACUUUUUUGCCGCGCAGUUCCAAUCCCUUUGGGAGUCCGAACACGUCGGUUGGGACUGGGAUCCCGACCUGCAACCCUCGCGCCAGCAGAACCCGCGAUACCAUCGCAUGCGAGAAGCCGUCAAAAUGUUUUUCCACACGCGUGCUAAAAUUCGGGGCGGGUUUAUUCAACUUCCAUCGGAUGUUCGGGGCACUACCUGGAAAGCAGAAGCUGUGUGUGGAUGGAUCUACGGCGCUGAGAUAAAGUCCUGGGUGCUCAAUAAAACCGGUCUCUCCCCUGGCUCCAAACCGUUCUUGUCCAUGUUUCGCAUAGCCCGACGCGGACUUUUUCGGAAGUUACAGCCUGACGAGAGAGCACUCUUUCAGGCAACGGCUGCAAAUUGGAAUCUCAGCGGUCCUCCCCUGGAAGUAAAAUUGAAGAACUUCCGUGAUAAGUUGGGACCAACAUGUCGCGCGUUCAGUUUGCAUCUCAUGAAAGAUUUUGGUGUCGUACCUGUGAUUGUGUAUGCUGGGCUACCUGGAACCGGUAUCAACGCAAAUAUGUAUGAACUCAUGAAGCAGCAAGGGCUGGCAAAGAGUACUUUUCGCAAGACAUACUCAGUCGGUGGGGUCCUUAACGCCUACCAGUCAUACGUCAAUCAACAGGCAGUGAGCAUCAUGCAAAGUUCCGAGGGCGUUCAAGCCCCGAAACUCCGCUCCCAGAAAUACAUGGACGAGAUCCCUUAUAAAUUUGAGCGUGAUGACUUCAGCGGCCAUAGGCUUCUACUGGACCCAAGUCGGCUACCUGAAGGUUGGGAGCGUACUAUCUGCCUCCCCCUCUUUUAUCAAGUCCUGUGCCUGUCUCAUUGCAUGAUAAGCAAUGUAUCGGAUCUCUCUCCACCCUGGCUGGCUCUGGAACACCAAGUCGAAGAGAUGCUUGCUGCGCCUUGUAUCCUUUCGGGCCGAAUCAUCAAAGGCGGUCCCAAGCACACGGGAGUUCGGACCGUUCGGGAGUACCUCCGCCACUGGUUUUUCACCCUCGGUUACAUAGAGUUCAUCCAGUUCAAGGACGGGACAAUUCAGCCUCCUGUCCCAAGUCCUUGGUGGACGAAAGACAAUGUCUCACUUACGUCUUGGAGUGAAGGGCGCUCUGCCGAUGUGAGCACCAUUCCUGAAAGUCGGUCCAGCGGGCGUUAUUGUACGGCCUUCGGGAGCUCGGGAGUGCGGCUUGUCCUCCCCGAGGUCAUACGUCGUGAUGGCGAAGACAAACCAGCUCCGGAAUUUGCAAAACUCGCCGACCCUGCAGACUCGUACUUGAAUCACCCCAUUGAUUACAAUCCUGCUGAGCCUGCUUGGCCAGCACCGGCCAUAUGCCCCCGAGCACCAUAUCCACGCGGUCAAUGGGUUACCUACCACGUCAAGCAGCUUCAUUGCGAGUUCGCAGAUGCCCUUCUAUCUUCGACUCUGCUUCUAGUUCAGCUUCCGGAAGCGGUACACAAUCGCCGCUACGAACUGUGGAGAUUCACAGACUCUCAGGAGCGCCACCACGAACCUGACUUCCCGUCUUUCUUGUCUUGGGAUCUGGAGCGCUCAUAUCUCAUAUCGCAGCUAGAGGUCGACCAGCUGUGUGCUUUCUUGCGGACGCGGAAGUGGUCUUUCCGUGACAAACGAGAUCGCGAGAUCUUCUCUGGGUUGGAUAUGACGUGGUCUUUCAUCCUUGCGGCAUUACUCUUGCUGAGAGCCAAGGCACAUCGACAGCAGCUUGAGUCAGAAAAUCCUGCAGCCUGGGCUCUAUCGGGGAGUGUGGACUCUCAUGCCAGAGCUUCCGCGUUAACCAUCCAACUAUCAGAUGAUGAGUUUCGCGAUAUACUGCAAAGCUUUCACGGAUAUCUUUACAAAGCUGGAACGCAAGCACGGCAUCCAGGCGUGCCCCCUGCACUAUUAUAUUCAUUCUUCACCUCGCGGAUGGAGUAUGUCUGGUCGCUUGUAUCAUCUCUCCCCGGGAUGUUAGAUCUGUUCGAGACUGUACAGCGCAUGGUUGGCAUGAUGCUGGAGGACUUGCGGUGGCACGAAGAAGGUGGAGAUGCACAAGCUCCCGCUUACCUCCAAGAUUCUUGGCUGUCGGAUACCCUACUGCAGACUGCGCUGGUGGAAAGCUUCGACGCGCAAGCUCAACUCCAUGCAGACAUGCUUCAGGACGCGAUCUCGGAUGUAGGACGCGACCAAUGGCAAGACGAAUACGCGCUGGACGACGACUUCGACCUUCUUCCUGAUGGCGAUCCAUCCCAGAGAUUGUCAGACGCAAUCAACGCCCAGCCUACGAAUGCCAUGCAGGAUUUGGUUGAGGAGGGCCUCGCAAUUGAAUACAACGCAGUGAGAACUCAGCAAUCACUGGCCUCCAUUCGCCGAGAGCAGAACGAGCUGAACAUCGCCAAGUUUGGGACUGCUCAUCCUCCACGCCCUGCUGCAGAAACCAUCGCACUUCCAGAUUCCGGAAGUCUGCAUUACGAGACGCCCCUUCUUCCCCGCGUUGUUCCACCCAAACCGUCUACCACCAGACGGCGACGUGCAAAGCCGGCGCAGUCAGAUGUAAGCCUCCUUGUGCAUCCUCCCACCACUGCCGAUCCACCAAACGCGCCCGCGCGGGGUAACAAAUCUACCCGACGAGGAAGCAAACGCAAGGCCCCAUCAAAUCUGCCUUCGAAGGGACCUACGAAGCGGGCUCGCAAGGCAAAUGUUGUCGCCAAAAAAGCUUCGGGAGCCAAACCCCCAAAGCGCGUCACACGAAGCAAGUCAAAAGUCAUGCUCCGCGAGAGUCCCCUGCCGCAGUCUUCAGAAGACGAUUAUUUCGUCUCCGAUGAAGAUUGCUUGUUGCAGAGCAGCAUGCACGCUGAGCAAGGGCGGAACGAAGCGGAGGCUUUGCAGGAGUGGAUCUCAGGCUCGGGAAGGCUGUUCAUUUUGCGGCAGAAUCAUCGGGUGCAGAUGAACCCGAACAAAGCGCCCCUUCUACUCACAGACUGCGUCCAAGGCCCCGAAGACCUGCCUCGGGAGUUAAAAGGUCGGCGGGACCAAGUACGAACUUCUCAUGAGUAUCUCAGCUAA